Molecule: messenger RNA, 7111 nt
Organism: Gasterosteus aculeatus aculeatus (three-spined stickleback)
Lineage: Eukaryota; Metazoa; Chordata; Actinopteri; Perciformes; Gasterosteidae
Gene: stxbp5b
Product: syntaxin binding protein 5b (tomosyn)
Biological process (GO): Golgi to plasma membrane transport; exocytosis
Cellular component (GO): SNARE complex; plasma membrane; cytoplasm
Molecular function (GO): myosin II binding; syntaxin binding; GTPase activator activity
Source: RefSeq, a predicted model, not a curated record
ACAGAAAACACCGUAACACCGGCUGCAGCAUCCGGGUGACGGCAGAGCGCAGACUCAAAUCCCCGCUGCAGUUCACUGCGUUUCCGUAGCCGCUGUGCUACCCGCUGAGCCCUGACCGGGGAAACAGCUCACGGAAACGAUUGAUCCCGGUCGAAUAACGACCGAAAAAGCUGGCGACAUAAAUGGCGGAUCGACACUGACAUCGGGAAGGACUCGCUGAACCGAUGCUCGCGACUCGGGUGCUCUCGGAGAGCGCGCUGCCAGCAACACCCCGCGUGACAUGUGAGAUGUGUACAGAAAGAUAUUAACUGUGCGUUAUUUCGGCUAGCUAGCUAGCUAGCAGCAACCCCCCCCCGUACACACGCACACACACACAUACUGUCAUUCACACAAACACGCGUACACGCACGCGCGCGCGUCUCUAUCCAAUUUAUGGUAGCUCGCGUGACCUGUAUUUGUCCACCGUCUGAACCGGAGUGAAAAUGAAGAAGUUUAACAUUAGAAAGGUGCUGGACGGCUUGACAGCGGCUUCCUCCUCCUCCUCCGCCGCCGCCGCCUCCGGGGCAGCCCAGCCGGGUGCUCCCCGGGAGAACGAUGCCGUCCAGGAGACUCUCCAGUCGGAGCAUUUCCAGCUUUGCAAGACUGUGCGUCAUGGCUUCCCAUACCAGCCAUCCUCGAUGGCUUUUGACCCCGUCCAGAAGAUCUUGGCCGUCGGGACUCAGACCGGAGCUUUGAGGCUCUUCGGCCGUGCGGGUGUGGAGUGCUUCUGUCAGCAUGAGAGCGGUGCGGCUGUCAUCCAGCUGCAGUUCCUGAUCAACGAGGGGGCGCUGGUGAGUGCCUUAGCCGACGACAGCAUCCACAUGUGGAACCUGAGGCAAAAAAUCCCUGCAAUCCUGCAUUCUCUCAAGUUCAACCGGGAGAGAAUCACAUACUGCCACCUGCCCUUCCAGAGCAAAUGGCUCUACAUCGGCACAGAAAGAGGAAACAUCCACAUUGUCAACGUGGAGUCCUUCACUCUCUCGGGCUACGUCAUCAUGUGGAACAAAGCAAUCGAGCUAUCCACCAAGACACACCCAGGGCCUGUUGUGCACAUCAGUGAUAACCCCAUGGAUGAAGGAAAGCUUCUGAUUGGAUUCGAGUGUGGGAUUGUGGUGUUGUGGGAUUUGAAGUCCAAAAAAGCGGACUGCCGCUACAAUUAUGACGAGGCGAUCCACUCGGUAGCCUGGCACCAUGAGGGCAAACAGUUUGUCUGCAGCCACUCUGAUGGCACGCUGACCACGUGGAACAUACGAGUCCCAGCCAAGUCUGCACAGAUCAUCACACCACAUGGAAAGCAGCCUAAGGAUGGAAAAAAGCCAGAGCCGUGCAAGCCGAUCCUGAAGGUGGAGUACAAAACAACAAGGGCUGGGGACCCGUUCAUGGUCCUGUCUGGAGGUCUGUCCUACGACACGGUGGGGAGGAGAGCCUGUCUGACUGUGAUGCAUGGAAAGAGCACUGCCGUGCUGGAGAUGGACUACCCCAUCGUGGACUUCCUGACGCUGUGUGAAACUCCUUAUCCGAACGACUUUCAGGAGCCGUAUGCUGUGAUGGUCCUCCUCGAGAAGGAUUUAGUUUUAAUAGACCUCGGACAGAUUGGGUACCCGAUAUUUGAGAAUCCAUAUCCUCUGACUAUCCACGAGUCACCGGUGACCUGCUGUGAAUACUUCGUUGACUGCCCUGCUGAACUCAUUCCUGCACUUUACUCAGUCGGCAGCCGGCAAAAGAGACAAGGUUACAGCAAGAAGGAAUGGCCCAUUAGUGGAGGAAACUGGGGUCAAGGCACUCAGAGUUACCCAGAGAUCAUAAUCACUGGACAUGCAGAUGGGUCGAUCAAAUUUUGGGAUGCUUCCGCAUUAAUGCUCCAGGUGCUCUACAAGCUGAAGACUGCCAAGGUUUUUGAGAAGGCUCGCAGUAAGGAGGAGAAGGCCAACACCGACAUAGUAGAGGAGGACCCGUUUGCCAUCCAGACCAUGUCCUGGUGCCCUGAGAGCAGGAUGCUCUGUGUCGCCGGGGUGUCCGCCCACGUUCUCAUCUAUCGGUUCAGCAAACAAGAAGUCACCACUGAAGUUGUGCAGCUUUUGGAGGUGCGGAUGCAGAGCGAGUUUAGCAAUGGGGACUCCCCUGAUCCGGGAGGAGAGCAGACCCCCACCCUGCCCAACCCGGGAGCUUCCCCCAGCCCUCAGGAGAGUGAGCCCCCCAGCCAGCCCUCCACAGGAAGCAACUCCUCCGACGGACCCAGGGACAAUAUCGCAUGCCUGCAGGUGCGAAGCUCCCCGCUGAAGCAGUCUCCGGGCUACCAGGUGGAGCUGGUGAUCCAGCUGGUGUGGGUGAGCGGGGAGCCUCCUCAGCCAAUCACCAGCCUGGCUAUCAACUCCUCCUACGGCCUCGUGGUGUUUGGGAACAGUAACGGUCUGGCCGUGGUCGACUAUCUCCAGAAAACUCUACUGCUCAACAUGGGCACGUCGGAGCUGUACAGCCCCUCAGACCCCUACCACAGGCAGCCUCGCUCGCCACGCAAAGUGCGCCAGUCCUCCGGAGCGACCUGUGAUUCGAACGACGGGUCCAACACCUCAGAGGACCGCUGCAAAUCUCCCACUUCAGGAUCUACUUCACCUUGCAAUUCUGAUGAUGAACGAAAACAGCGGUUCAUAGAGAAGGUGAAGUUCAAAAGCAGACGCUUUUCCAAGACGGUUGCCAAUGACUUUGCCAAGAUGUCACGGAAAAUUAGCUCGUCUAGCGAGCCAAAGACAGACCUGGCAAAGGAGAGGUCCAAACAAUGGCACUCUUUCACGCGUAAGAAGCACAGUUGCUGCCUGGGCCGAGGCCAGGCGGCAGCCCGGAUGACCCCCAAGGGCCCCGUCUGUAGAACCGAAUCGGCCCCCAACUUCUAUGCCAAGGAUAACACAUUCACCCGCUCACGUAGUUCAAGUGUGACCAGCAUAGAUAGAGAAUCUCGAGAGUCCAUCUCCGCCUUUCACUUCUGUGAGAGUUACCCCAGGAAGAUGGACGGCGCGGUGGGCCCCUGUCUGCUGGUGGGCACCACCCAGGGCACUGUGGUGAUGGUGGCCCUCAGCCUCCCGCCCGCUGUGGACCAGAGGCUGCAGCAACCCGUCGGCAUCUCCUCUUGUGGCACUAUGGUCACACUCAAAGGAGGCAUUUUGACCAUGGCCCUGUUGGACGCCACUGGAGCUCUGCUGCCCCCUUCCUUUGAGUCUUGGUACGACCCAAAUGCUUCCGACGAGGAGAAGGAGAAGAGCCGGAGGCGCAGGCCGGCAUCCCCUCCCUCGUCCCAGGAGGGUCCGGAGGCCCAGUUCGCCGUUCUGUGUUCGGAGAAGCAGGCCAAGGUGUUGGCCAUGCCCUCCCAAACCCGCGUCUACAAACACAACAUCACAGAGUCCUCCUUCGUGCUGAGGGCCGACGUCGUGCAGAUGGCCGGGGCGUACUGCAUCGCCUGUUUCUGUGCCAACGGGCACAUCAUGACUCUGAGUUUGCCCAGUCUACGGCCUCUGCUGGACGUGAACUACCUGCCGCUGACGGAUAUGCGGAUAGCCAGAACGUUCUGCUUCUCCAACCUGGGUCAGGCCCUGUACCUCACCUCGCCCACUGAGAUCCAGAGGAUCACUUACAGCCAGGAGACCUGCGACAAUCGACAGGAGAUGCUCAGUGAGUUAUUUACCCCUGUGGAGACACCAGAGGCUCCUAACAGAGGUUUCUUCAAAGGCCUGUUUGGGGGCGGAGCUCAGUCUCUGGACAGAGAGGACCUCUUUGGGGAAACCGGUGCUGGUAAGGCCUCCCGUAGCCUGGCCCAGCACAUACCUGGCCCGGCGGGCAUGGAGGGAAUGAAGUGUGCAGCGUCUGGCGUUGUUGGAGAUCUGGCUCGUGCACGGAUAGCUCUGGAUGAGAGAGGGCAGAAACUGGGGGAGCUGGAAGACAGAACGGCCGCCAUGAUGGCCAGCGCAGAUUCGUUUUCCAAACAUGCUCAUGACAUGAUGCUGAAGUACAAAGAUAAGAAGUGGUACCAGCUCUGAUGGCAGCGCGUGGAGCUUUGGACUCUAAUCACCAGUAUCACUUCUUCUAUCCUCCAUUUCCCUCCACGGGGGGGUUCUGAUCAACGGACUCCUGCUUCUGUUCUCAGCACAAUAUCACACACUCUGCAUUACCUCAGCUGCUGGAGGAGCGGCGCCGAGGAGACGCCGGCCGACCCAACGUAAUGAGAACGGAACGCAACGGAAGAAGAGAAGCUGUUAGAAAUCUUUCAUUUCACCUGAGAGCGAUGGUGUUCAUAUAACUUCUUUUGCAGAGCAGCAAAGAGGUGACCUUUUCAUAUCCAUCCGUCAUGCAGUCAAAUAUAUAUAUAUAAAAACACACAAACCACUGUUUUGUUUGGAAAAAGGAAAGACGAUUUUGCAAAUCAUAUAUACUGUGGUGGCCUGAUUUUGCUUUCUCUGAUCUUAAUGAUGUCUGUUCAACAAAGUUGACUCAAAUGAGGAUAAAAGUCUGACGACACGUUGUGCUUCAUGUCUAAUGAAGGUGUCUGUUUCUGUGGGAAUGAUUGGAAUUGAUGAAGGACUCCUGUGUGUUGGGUUUUUCCUUUCAACGUCUACAAAUGUUAAUUUACCUGUUUGUCCGGAAAGGGCCUUUCUAGCACCGUUAAAAGCUAGACAGGGAGAUGAUGCGUCUAUUGCCUCACCAAAAAAGGGCUGGUAGUACAGUAGUUCAUUACCGACCAUUCCUUUUCACAGCGUUUCCCAAACAAAUUGUUUUACGUUAGCAAGACAAAUUACGUGUUUUCUAAAGAUCCCUUUAUUUUUUCUGAUUUUUAAUUAGUUUAUUUAUUGGAACUAUACAAGUACAGUAUCUUUGUCAUAGAAGUAAUGUUUUUCCUUUUGUAGUAUCAAAUGCGCAAAGAAAAGUGCUGAAUUUUUUCCCCUGCUCAAGAGUUUACACUGAUCUAUCAAAGUGAAGAGUUGAUACACUGGAGAGCCUCUGAAGGUCCUUUUAGGGGUUGUAGCUAAGAUAUGUAUAAGACGAAAGCUGUGCUGAAGGGCAAUACGAUUGUCCUUGUUAUGAUUCGCAUAAAUGUAUAUUUUGGUUAAACAUAUUUUUUUGUGAUAAAGAUUCUACUAUACACAAUUAUUUACUUAUUUUUGUGGCAUUUUGAUUUUGUCGCCACUGAUUCUGGUCUUGGUUCUCGAGUUGUGGGGGGGGGGGGGCUGACUGAUGGAAAAGGUAAUGCUGUCAUGUUAUUCAUAGCUGCCAGUAGAAAUGAGAAGUGUUUUCUCCACUGGUCAUCUCUCUCUGAAGCAUUCACUUCAGAGCUGUUUCUCUUCUGCCUUUGCCUCAUGAUGCGUGCGCGUGUUCAGGAAUAUGUGUACGCCCACCAAUAUUUAGAAUUCUACAUAGUGUAUUGCAAUAGGUCUUUUGAGGUUUUUGUUUUAGCUUGACAGUGUUUUUCAAUGUGGUUAACUAGAAUUCUAUUGUAAUCAAAUUUAUUUUUCAGGAGAUGCCGGGAUAUGCUGCUAAUUGUGUACAAUGUAGGAGCAUUAUCGUUGGUCUUUUAUUUUGAAAAACGGAGGCAAUUCUUUGUCCGUCCAGAUUGCUGCCAAAUGUUGUAAAUAACAGCUGGACACAAAUCUGACGGGUCCAACGUGACAUACUGAACGCUUGCGGCCAUGUUCUUUUCCGACACCAAAGAGUUGCUUAAUUUCACAGAGUUGUCUUGAUCUUUUUUUUCCCUACUGUUGACACUCUGAAGUCUACUGAAAGAAGUGAAGGGUGGACUGUCUUUACGCUCUUCUUACGGGCAUGCCGCACUCAUUACCCCAACUGCUCUACAUGGAAACAAGUGAAUUUGAACGAAGUGAGAGAAUCUGUCUCUGAAACUGACUCAUGAAAAAAGGUUGCAAGCAUGAAGUUGGUUUUCCUCCAUUUAGUUAGAUCUUCGUGUUGAAUCCUGAAUACGGUUGAGUCUUUAAUUGUGGCACGUGUUAAUGGAAGGAAACCCUUCACUUCGAGCUGGCUGGUUUGGAACUGCUCUACUGUGUACUGCUGAGGUAAACCAAUCUGAAAGAGCAGUUAUGUGGGUUUUGCACUAUUUUUUUGUACAUAAAAUAAUUGAGUUAGUGUUUAUUUUUCUCUGUCCAGUUUUUCUUAUUUUUGAAAGGACCAAAACAUGACCGUACCUAUGGUUAUCUAUGUAAUUUGCCAAUUAUGCCGAUAGCGUCACUCUCAGAUUUGUUUUCAAUGUCAGGUUAAUGAUACUAUGAUAUAUUUAUAUAUUUGAAAACAAAUAUGUACUUUUAAUUUCAACAAUCUAUUAAAAUGAAUACCUUUUAAUGUAAUUCUAUGGAAUAGAAUAACUCCCUAAUGUCAAAACUAUGGUUGUGCAUAAUGAUCCAUCACCCACACAUGAGAACAAACAUUUUCUGGUUCUGUGUUGAACAUGCCCCUCCCAAAUUCAAACUGCAGGAGGGUCACCGCCUCUUGGCGGCCUGCCGGUUCUUUAUUCAAAGUCGCAUCUCGACUUUCAAGUGCUUCAGUUUGCAACAUAUAUGGUCUCAAUGGUCUCUUAUUGCACAUUGAAGGAUGCAUGAUAUUAAGUGUUUACAAACUUGAAACAACCAUGUAUUAUGUCUGUCUGUUCUGGCAUUUGUAUUUACCACCAUGUUGAACAAAAAUGAAGUUCUCAUCACGCGUCAGAAGUUGUCCCAUUUUCAUUCGAUCAUGCCAAUUGUGUAAGUGUGAAAAAUGUAUAUUUUAUUGGUACAUCGGUUUAUGUUACUGUUUGCUUUGUGGAAACUCUUGCUUUCCCUGCACUGUAGAAAGCUCACAGCACCGUGCAGGAGAGCUCAGGGGUUUCUCUGUCGCCAUACUUCCAUCUGUCUGUCUUCUGGGAUGAAUAUCUGUGGUUUGCAGUAUUUUCUCAUAGUAGGCAAUUUUUGUACAGUUUUAUUAAAAUAAAUUUCACAUGGAUGUCUGGCUUAAUCUGCUGCCACAAACAAUCUAGACUGUAGAUACAGUAUAUAUAGAUAUUAUUGUGCAAUGGAAAAUAAAUGUAAAACCCAAAUCAUAA